Messenger RNA from Solanum verrucosum, 1065 nucleotides. RefSeq lists its product as uncharacterized. NCBI's taxonomy places the organism in Eukaryota, Viridiplantae, Streptophyta, Magnoliopsida, Solanales, Solanaceae. The coding region runs from base 187 to 891 and encodes 234 amino acids. The record is from RefSeq and is a predicted model, not a curated record. The transcript has 4 exons.
AUAUCCAGUUAAUUCCAUAUGCUUUUAAUAUUUGUUUCCUUCUUCUAUUUCUACUCCCUUUUUAUUAAGUCCACAUUGUUUAUCUUUACACCCAGUCCCCACUAAACCAUUUGCUUUUUCCCUUUUUGAACUGGUAGAGAUGAGGGACUGAGAGUAAAGUUCACUACUUGCAUUAUUGAGAAAGAGAUGUCUUGGGAAAUCGAAGAGAUCGGAGAAGAUAGCAAGAGUGAAGUGAUUGGCAACAACAAAGAUGGAGGAGUGAUCAAUGAUGUUUAUGUAGCAGUUGGCAAGAAUGACAUGUAUGUUCUUCAAUGGGCACUUGAUCAUGCCAUCUCUCCGGGAAUUCGCGUUUGCCUUGUGCAUAUUUUUCCUCCCAUUACCUACAUCCCUUCACCAGUUGGCAAGUUAUCAAGUAGCCAACUGACCAGAGAGCAGGUGCAAGCUUACAUCAAUGAAGAGAGCAACAGGCGGAAGAAUCUCUUGGAAAAAUACAUCCGCCUAUGCAAUGAUGCCAAAGUACCAGUAGAUACUGUACUUGUGGAGAGCAAAUCACCUGGCAAAGCAUUACUUGAUCUAAUCUCUGUUGUCAAUGUUACCAGCCUCAUUAUUGGAACUAAACGAUCACUUUCCACCAUACGAGUGAUGAAGGGACAUGGAAUAGGAGAAUAUGUUCAAAAGAAUGCACCGGCUUCCUGUCAGGUUAACGUCGUUGGUGAAGAAGGCAAAAAGAUUAAGAAGAGUGAAGUGGUGCAGCUAAAAGGCAAUUAUUCCAAUUCUCCUUCACUUGUGCAUAGCCGGAGUCAGCCGGAGAUUGCUAAACAAUCUAACAGGAAUUUAUUUGAAUGGAUGUGUUUUUCUCCCAAGUUCCAUGGAGACGUUGGAAGUAAAUAAAGAGAACACAGAGACGAAUUCAAAAUUUGAGUUAAACUUAAUGCGUAACUAAUGGAGUACUACUAUAUCAAAUUUGGCUUUCUGUUUUUUUUCUCAAAUCUUAUUGACAAUAUUUUUUCUAUUUCCAAAAGUUUUAACCCGACACAUCUAGCUAAAGUUAAAGAAUUUCGAAUC